CAAGUUAAAGAACAUAUUAUGUAUUAUGUCAAAUUAUAUUUGAUAGCUCAAUUUUUUUUUACUGAUUUGCGAUGAAAACAAUCUUUAUUUCUAAUAGUGAUAUAGUGAGUGGAAGUGUUUGACUUGAAAAUAUAACAAAAGUAUCUGAAACUGAGUCAUAUCACCAAGAUAAAUUACAUUUAAUAUCAUAAAACGCUUGAUAUAGUGAUGGUACACUUUAAUAUCUUCUUGCUUCCUACUCCAUCUUCUUGUCAUGGCAAAACAUCAAACCACUUCUUUCAAUUUCCGAUCUUCUUGUUCUAUUCUUGUUUUUUUAUCAAUCUUCUCAUCAAUUCCUCUUCUCUAUUGGUCUUAUUCAAUUGGUUAUGGCUAUUGUCAUGAUCAAGUAGAAAAUAACAAAGAAAUGUUAUCAAUGGAACCAAUUAAACUCCUCAAAUUUCCAAAAGCUUGGAACCAACUUGUUUUUUCAUCAAAACAACGUCGUACUCCUCAGACAAAACUCCUUAAAAUUGGUCUCUUUGUCAGGAAAUGGCCAGAAAAGAAUCAAGCUGGAGGUAUGGAACGACACGCCUUAACACUCUAUCUUGCCUUAGCUAAACGCGGACAUGACCUUCACAUCUUCACAACUUCUUCAUCCGCGAGUAUUCCAAGUACCAUGAGUAAUCUCCAUUUUCACAUCUCAAGGCCUAUAGGUUCAGGAUAUCUAAAUCAAGUUGUUGCUUGGAAGCAAUUUUUAGAAGAAAACGCGACAAAGGCCUUUGAUGUUAUACAUUCAGAAAGUGUAGGUCUCAGACUAACAAAAUCAAGUACUUACCUGAAUAAUGUCGCGGUUAGCUGGCAUGGAAUUGCUUAUGAGACUAUACAUUCUGAUAUCAUACAAGAACUCGUAAGAAAUCCUCUAGAUUCAUCGUCACAACAAGUGAUCAGCGAUGGCAAAAUGAUGAAAGUUGUUGAAGAGGUAAAGUUCUUUCAAUACUAUGCUCACCAUGUUGCCACGAGUGAUCACGUUGGAGAUGUACUUAAAAGGAUCUAUAUGAUCCCAGAAGAGCGCGUUCAUAUCAUCUUAAAUGGAGUAGAUGAGGAAAUAUUCAAACCAGAUGUUUCAAAAGGCAAUGAUUUUCUACUGAAAUUAGGUCUCAACCAAGAUAGAUCAAGGUCAUCGAUAAUCCUAGGAUUAUCAGGUAGAUUGGUUAAAGAUAAAGGACAUCCAUUAAUGUUUGAAGCAUUACAACAGCUCUUCUUAGAGAACUCGACAUUUAAGGAGACUGUGAUCGUCCUAAUAGCUGGAAAUGGUCCAUGGGGUGAUCGAUACAAAGAGCUAGGACCAAAUGUGAUGGUUUUAGGACCACUAGAACGUGCUCAAUUGGCGGAGUUUUACAAUGCAAUAGAUAUAUUUGUACACCCAACUUUACGAGCUCAAGGUUUAGAUCAAGUACCAUUGGAAGCAUUUUUAACAGGUAAGCCUGUGAUGGCGACAAAACUAGCAAGUUUUACUGGUUCUAUUAUUGUCAACGAAGAUAUGGGAUACACAUUUUCACCUACAGUAAGUGAAUUGAAGAGAGUUUUGUAUGAAGUUUGGGAAGGGGGAAAGAAAAAUUUGGAGAAAAAAGGCGGGUUUGCUAGGGAGAGAGGGUUGAAGAUGUUUACUGCAACGAAAAUGGUUGCAGCGUAUGAGAGGCUAUUUCUUUGUAUCUCAGGUAACAAUGAGGAAAAACAACAGAAGAACGAAGAUUAUUGUGUCUAUCAACCUCAUCAAGAGAUGGAUUGAUAGGAAUAUGAAACUUUGAGAGUUAAAAUCAAGAGCUCAGUUAGUACUAGAGGUUCAAGUUCUUUCUUGAUUCAUUGUUUAUUCGAUAUGGAUUUUCAUCUUAUAUCGUUCAUGCUCCAGUGUCCAGGACAUGUACUCAUUAUAUGAUAUGGAUCGUCCUUACCUCUUGAGCUAAAUUCUAGGUUAAGUUAGACCUAAAGUAUGUUUUUCUUAAUAUCUUUCAAAAGCUCAACUCAUUUUCCUUAAUUAAGCUUAAAAUAAAAGGAAACUUAACUAUGGAUUCCAACUCAGGUUUCUAUAGAAAAUACUUUCUCCGUUCAUUUUCACUUAAUUAUUAUGGAGUUUGCAUGCCUUUUAAAAUAGUGAUAAAUAUGAAUAUUUUGUUUUAAUAAUUGAUGUAUAGCAUGUAUGAACAUGUUGAGAAAAGAUUUGAGAAAUAAAUAAUUAUGUUGGGGAUAAAAUAAAAAAAUGAUUACGUAAAUUUUUCAAAUAUAUAUUAAAAUAUGGACAAAUUAAAUAGAAUUGACCUCCUAACCUCUCUUUGGUUUUAUCAAAUUAGUAAAUUUAUUACUCUUUUUUUUUUCUUCAGAUUACACACUUUUCAAGUAAUGGCACAUGUUAACAUUGAAAAUGGUAUUGAAGACUAUUGCGCUAAGAUGAUAUAUAUUUAUUUAUACAAUGUUUGAUAUUAAAAUAAGUAAAAUCCUUUUGGCCUGAAUUUAGGCGAAACUGAUAUUUUGCCAAUGUUAUUUUAUUUUUUUUAGAUAUUUUUAUCCUUUUAAUUUUAAUAUUUUUAAAUUAAAAAAUAGAAGGAAAAAAACUCAAUUUAUUUUGAAGUAAAAAAGAUAUUAUUAACUUUUAAAAUCUUUGGCCAAAUUCAAGCUAAAUUUUUGGCCAUUUAGCCUUACCCUUAAAAUAAUGUUCAAGGGUUUAAAGACCAAAAUAUGAAAAUUGAGUUGAAAAAUAAUGACCUCUUCGCCCAACAAUAGUUGUCACUGUAUUAUUUUGAAAUGUCUAACAAUACUUGUCCACUUUACAAAUAAUUUUACAUUUAAUUUCUAAUUUAACCUUAUCAUUAAUUAAAGUUAUUUCUUUAUCAUAUUUUUCAAAACAUUAUAUUAUAUUAAAAAAUCCUUAAAAGCUUUAGUUAUUCUCUAAUUCUAAUAUUAUAGAGUUGGACUCAAAUAAUAUGAGCUCAUUUUUCGGCCCAAGAUAUCAGUUUAUCCUAGAGACCUAGAUUUAUGUUAUAGGUAAAAAAUAACAUGUUCUGAUCAAUCAAAUAUCGACUUAUUAUUAUUAUUACUUCUAUGUAGUGAUAACUCUUCUCUCCAACAAUUUUAAAUACGAGUACUCAUCAUAAUCAAAAGCCACAAAUUUCAAGAUCUAAGUUACACUCAAUUAAAUUCAUAUAUAAUGAAUAUCAAGUAUAACUUAUUACACCUAUUCCCAAAAUCAUAAUGAAAUCAAAAGUAUUUAAAAUCACGUUAGAUGAAUUUUGUAAAUGGACAUACUUAUAUUUUCAUAUUGUUAGUAGUAUACUAUAACAUGUAAUAAUUAUAUAUGAAUUAUAACAUAUAUUUUAUUUUAUGCUUCAUUGAACCGUUUAACUUGGAAAAUAACAAGAUCACUCUACAAAUAUUGUUAUAAGAAUCUAUAUAUAUAUAUAUAUAUAUAAUAAAAAAAACUUUAGAAGUAAACAAAAAAAAGAAUAAAAAACAUUUGUUUCCAUUCCACGUCUUCUCUAGU
Molecule: messenger RNA, 3514 nt
Organism: Solanum lycopersicum (tomato)
Lineage: Eukaryota; Viridiplantae; Streptophyta; Magnoliopsida; Solanales; Solanaceae
Molecular function (GO): glycosyltransferase activity
Source: RefSeq, a predicted model, not a curated record